Messenger RNA from Camellia sinensis, 627 nucleotides. NCBI's taxonomy places the organism in Eukaryota, Viridiplantae, Streptophyta, Magnoliopsida, Ericales, Theaceae. The record is from RefSeq and is a predicted model, not a curated record.
AUGGGAACUGGUGGCCGCGUAUGCAGAAAGAUGCCCAACAGUAUGUCCAAAAAUGCUACAAGUGCCAAAGCAAGGGGUACUGCUAACAAAAGGUUCUUCGUUGCUGCCACUGACUAUUUCACUAAGUGGGUGGAGAUUGAAGCCUUAACAAACAUAAAGGAAGCUGACAUGAAUAGGUUUGUUUGGAGGAGUGUCAUUACUAGGUUUGGCAUUCCAAGGACCUUACUAUCCGACAAUGGCACCCAGUUUGAUGGGAAGGUUUUUAGAAAGUUCUGCUCUGACUUAAAAAUUGAGUUCAUAAAAUCUACUCCAGUCUACCCUCAAGGCAAUGGUCAAGCUGAAGCGUCUAACAAGACGGUCAUCAAUGGGAUGAAGAAGCGGUUGGAGAAAGCCAAAGGCAAAUGGGUGGAAAAACUACCAAAUGUUUUAUGGGCAUAUAGGACUACACCGAGGCGAUCAACAGGAGAGACGCCCUACUCCCUCACUUAUGGAAUGGAGGCUAUCAUCCCCUUGGAGGUCGGUGUUCCCACAAUUCGGUCUGAAAUCUUCGAACCAGCAAACAAUGAUGAGGCCAUCGCUCAAGCUCUAGACCUAGCAGAGGAACGUAGAGAGGCUGCCCUCAUUUGA